AAAGCUUCGGAUCUGGCAGAUAUGAUCACCCGAGUCAUCCGUGAGGGCCUGGAAGGACUGGUGCUGAAAGAUAUAAAGGGCAAUUAUGAGCCAGGAAAACGGCACUGGCUGAAAGUGAAGAAGGAUUACCUAAAUGAGGGUGCCAUGGCUGACACAGCAGACCUGGUGGUGCUGGGAGCUUUCUAUGGACAAGGCAGUAAAGGUGGGAUGAUGUCCAUCUUCCUCAUGGGCUGCUAUGAUCCCAAGAGCGAGAAAUGGUGCACUGUGACCAAAUGUUCUGGUGGCCACGAUGAUGCCACCCUGGCACGUCUGCAAACAGAGCUGGAUAUGGUGAAGAUCAGCAAGGAUCCCAGCAAAAUUCCAAGGUGGCUAAAAAUUAACAAAAUCUACUACCCAGACUUCAUUGUCCCAGACCCAAAGAAAGCCCCAGUGUGGGAGAUCACAGGGGCCGAGUUCUCUAAAGCUGAAGCCCACACUGCAGACGGGAUCUCCAUUCGCUUCCCUCGCUGUACCCGCAUUCGAGAUGACAAAGACUGGAAGACAGCCACCAACCUCCAGCAGCUAAAGGAGCUGUACCAGCUCUCCAAAGAGAAGGCUGAUUUCAAUGUUACUGCUGGGGAGGAAGACGAGUCCACGGCUGGCAGCAGUGGAGAGAACGAGGGAAAUUCCAGGUCUUCCACACCACACAGCACUGUUAAAACUCCCCCAAACAAGUCACCUGCAAAAGCCCAGAAGCCAGAAGAGAGCAAAGCAGUCAUUGGAUCCCCUCAAAAAUCGGAAGAGAAACGAGGUGAGAAGAGGAAAGCAUCUGAGAUGGAAGACAAUGGCAAAAAGAUACUGCUGGACAUAUUCACUGGUGUGAAGCUCUACCUAUCGCCCUCUGUGAAGGACUUUGACAAAAUCCAGCGGUACUUUAUAGCAUACGAUGGGGACCUUGUGACAGAGUCUGACACAGCCUCAGCAACCCACGUUAUAGGGGACAUCGAUGACAAUCCUGGUGCUAAGCGUGUGUCUCCCAAGUGGAUCUGGGAGUGCAUCCGGAAGCAGAGGCUGGUAGCCCCGUGCUAGCAGUGGGGGGCAGCUGAGCAGGCCCGACACAAGAACAGCAGAGAAGUAGGUAGGUGGAAGAAAUAGUGAGGUUCCUCUGUGGAGACAUAGAUAGAAAUAAAGUGCCCAAGACCAUCCAAGGUAGCUCUAAAGAUCCAUAUGGAAUCAAUUAAAACAGCUCUCUGAGGAAGUGUCACUGCUGACUCCAUUUUUCUGCCCAUACCAUAGGCUGCUGCACUUACCCUGGUGCUGCUUUAGUCUCUGGGUUUUUAAAGUUUGGGUAUUUUUAUAGAUAAAUAAAACUGAAGCAGUUGCUCCUUUGCUGUCAGGA
Pezoporus occidentalis (night parrot) is the source of this 1378-nucleotide messenger RNA. RefSeq names its product DNA ligase 3 (gene LIG3). NCBI's taxonomy places the organism in Eukaryota, Metazoa, Chordata, Aves, Psittaciformes, Psittacidae. Gene Ontology annotation, cellular component: DNA ligase III-XRCC1 complex; nucleus. Gene Ontology annotation, molecular function: ATP binding; DNA ligase (ATP) activity. The record is from RefSeq and is a predicted model, not a curated record. The transcript is spliced from 8 exons. The annotation marks the transcript as partial. Gene Ontology annotation, biological process: DNA recombination; double-strand break repair; DNA biosynthetic process.